Molecule: messenger RNA, 402 nt
Organism: Penaeus indicus
Lineage: Eukaryota; Metazoa; Arthropoda; Malacostraca; Decapoda; Penaeidae
Product: retinal homeobox protein Rx2-like
Exons: 3
Coding region: 1-402 (133 amino acids)
Biological process (GO): regulation of transcription by RNA polymerase II
Molecular function (GO): RNA polymerase II transcription regulatory region sequence-specific DNA binding; DNA-binding transcription factor activity, RNA polymerase II-specific
Source: RefSeq, a predicted model, not a curated record
AUGUUCUUCGCGUUAAAAUCAAAGCCACUAAUGUUUGCCGUUGCUGUUGCAGAGUCUGGCAUGAGCGUGGGAAGCCCCGAGGUGUCCCCCCGGGGGGAGGGAGACCCAGCUACCUCCCCUGGGUGCCCGGAUCAUCACGCUGACCCCUUCGACCCCGACAAGCCACGUAAGCUGACGUGCCCUGGUGCUCCUCGCCCGCAGGUCCGGCGGUCCCGCACUACCUUCACCACGUACCAGCUGCACCAGCUGGAGCGGGCCUUCGAGAAAACGCAGUACCCCGACGUGUUUACCCGCGAGGAGCUGGCCAUGAGGCUGGACCUGUCGGAGGCGCGCGUGCAGCCGUCGUCUGGAAAUAUAAAGUUGGUCUCCAUGCCACAGCAGCCGCGACCGCCCCCGACGUGA